CUCAAUAUGGCUUUAGCCGCAAGCAGGACGCUCUUGGCGCUACUUGUUACGUUUUGCGCACCAGGAUGCGGAUGGGCAGCAGAGAAGCCCCUACGGUCACCAAAUGGGAAACAGACAUCUGCGGAUAAGGGCUUGAGAGAGAGCUGGGAACCAUCCAUUCAUCUGGAUGGAAGACCUGUGGACCGCUUCGUCAUCAGCUCCAACAAACACACGAGGUCUCACCGCUUCACUAAAGGAAAGGACAGUCGCUCGCAUCUACUGGGGGAUGUAGACCCUGAAUGGGUUAACCUGGAUGGCUUUGCUGUGUUGGGCGGUGCGCCAGUCAGGAACUCAUCAGCAGGUCAAGUCAGGCCUUCACACACUGCUGUGAGACAUCGGCCCUCAAUACAGCGGGCCGCCAGGGGGAACAGAACAGCCCCGUUGAGAGUGUUUAAUUCCAGGACACACAAGAGGGCCCCUCAGUCUUCCUCGGGUCCCAGGCAGCCUGAGAGAGCUUUGCCAGGUGCUCCUACUUUGAAAAGGAGACGCCAACACCACACCAAGCCUCAAUCUGACCAGAGAAUCCGAAAGACAGCAAAACAAACAUCUGAGUCCGUUCAUGUGGUGUCAAUGCAGGCAGAGAAAGCCCCGGGCAGGAGCGCACCCGCCAACAGAGAAGUCGCAACAAAAAGAACUCCACCAGAGCCACCAGAGUACGAGCCCAAGGACAUCAGUGUCCGGGUCAUGUCUCCUCAGUCAGUCCUCAUCUCAUGGGUGGACCCUGCUGUGGAGAAGGGAAAAGUCGGCCCUGGGGUAAUCAGAUCCUACACAAUUAAGUACAGGGAGAAAGGUGAAUCAGCACGCUGGGAGUACAAGGACAGCAGCCAGAGGAGGAUGAUGAUCGACACCCUGUCUGCUGACGGCAUGUAUGAGUUCUCUGUCAGAAUCUCUCAGGGGGAAAAUCACGGAAAGUGGAGCACUUCUGUCUUUCAAAGGACCCCUGAAUCAGCACCAUCUGGGCCACCAGAGAACUUUGAGGUCAAGUCACUACGAGGGAAAGGAACGGCUGUCAUAGCAACAUGGGAUCCACCUGAAGAACCCAAUGGGAAGAUCAGAGAGUACAUCCUGUCUUAUGCUCCUGCUAUGAAGCCAUUUGGAAUGAAAAGUGUGACGUACCGUGGCAGCAGCAGCACCACCACGGUAGAUGGUCUCACACCGGGAGAACGGUACAUCUUCAAGAUUAGAGCCACCAACAGGAGGGGCCAGGGACCACAGAGCAAGGUCCUCAGUGUUGUCAUGCCAGGAUCCAGCAGCGCUGUCUCGUCGUUCUCAAAAACCAAGGAAAGCCGCAGGACUGUCCAAACUCCUUCCAAACAGGAUACCGGCCAUGAUGAAUCUGACCUCCAGUCAACAAAGGUGACGGAAGUCCGAACCACAACCCCUCAGCCACGCUCUGCUGCACCGGUCAACAGGCGUGUACGCCCACUUUCCCAGUCACGCUCCUAUCACGGCAUCUUCUCCUCUGUAAGGGGCUCAGUCAGAAACAAAGUCAACAGUGGGUCCUCCAGAGGAAGAGUUCAAGAUAGAGAAGAGGAGGAGGAGGAAGAGAAAAUAACUACAACGGCAUCUCCAGUCGAAGAGACGACAACCAUGGAGACAAAACAACCAGACAAUGAUGUUUCCCCUGAAUUUGAAGAUGAAGUGGGAUAUGACGAAGUGCCUCUGACUACUGAGACCCCCAGACUCAAAGUUUCAACGCCAUCCCCAAUUAAACCUCGUCCCAAUCAUCCUCCCAGGAGGCCCAUUAAGAUCAGGGUUCAUAAAAAACCAAUAUCCAAAGAUGCUUCCUCUUCUUCACCCUCCUUAUCUUCUGCCACCUCGCCCGCUUCCUCCUCUUCUUUCGAUUCCUCCUUAUCGUCUACCUCCUCAUCACGUAUUCAAGAGUCAACUGCAAAUAGAAAGAACUAUGUGGCUUCAUCAUACCCAAAGAGCAAAGACACCUACGAUAAGCCCAGCAUAUCGCAUACUAAACCCUCGUCCACAGUUGUAAAAGAGACCAAUUCACAGCAGACAGACGCUACAUCUGUUGGAGGAGGUUUGGUUCCAGUGGGGCGCACCAAGGGGGCUGGGUUGGGCUCUAGAUAUGGCUACGGUCGAAGACUUCCUGGAAAUGUGUUUAGGGGGAAUUCAACUCGAAUACUGAAUGGUAAGAAACCUGCUGUUACCUCACAGUUGAAUUUACCAAGCAGAACUCGAAACCAAGGAACUUCCAACACACAAAGCUCAGCAACAUCACAGUCCACUUUACCAGACAGGAGAUCACCUGUGCGAGACGCAACAUACAGGGAGGGAAAUGAUGACAUCAAGAACAAAGACACUGAAGUAAUCCAAGUUGAAGAGCCUACUUCGAGCUCUAAACCACAACCCACAGAGGAGGAGAGAGGGGAGGGCAGGGCAAAGGAAGAGAGCAGCAAUGACAAAUUGGUGGUUUCUCGGACCAGAAUUAGCCCCUCAUUUGCUGAAAGGUUCCCUUGGCUAGUUACCCGUUACCCAGGCAUGUUUGGUUCAGGGACGAGAGCUUCAUCCCCCAGGCAGGAGGGUAGGGCCUCCUUGGCCAGGACCUCAUCCUCUAUGGGGGAUGGUCGACCCAUCUUGAGAGGGACACCUACUCGGGUGUCAGGGGCCACAGGUGCUGCAGGAGUAUCCAUGAUACAGGUGACUAGUGACAAUCUGAGGACUCAUGAUUCACUAAAGAAUGGGGUGGGCGUGGGUUCUGUUAAGCCUUCUUUGACUAAUACAAAUACAGCCUCUAGUGACACUAGAAACCCAACUACCUCAUCCUCUUCAUCAUCUUCCUCUUUAGCAGCAACUUCUUCAAAUUCUGAUUCCCAUUAUUCCUCAAGUAGACGCAGAGCCUCAAAUGAGCCAGUCCCUAGAGCAACCGCGAAUAACAAUAAUAAUGAUCAUAAUGAAGAUUAUCUCGAUGAAAAGAGAAGAGAAAUCAGUGGAAAAAAUGAUAACGUUGCUUUAACUUCAGCUGACCGCAACAGCGAUGUAGAGGACAAUGAUAGUGUGGAUACAAAGAAAACUUUUUCCAGUACAAGACCUGCAUCACCGUCUGGAGGCUCUCAAUCGUAUCGUCGUCCUGGUGUGGGGGGGAACGGGAGGGGACACUCUCCUCUGCUUGCUAAGCGGCAUUUUGGUGGAUCUUGGCUUCCCAUCAGAACACAGCCAGCACAGAACUCAAGGAUGGGUUCUUCAGCGUCCGAUUCCUCCUCAUCAUCAUCUGACUCCUCUUCCUCAAAUUCGCCAGUUUGGACCUCAGAUCGUGACGUCGGUAGUCAUACUACUGUGACAAAGACGGGGGGAUUAAUUGGAGGCAACUCUCAGUCGGCGUCGUCAUCCUCAGCAUCUUCAUCCUCAUCUAGGGGCCAGGGAGGUCGGCCUCGCUAUCCCAUUGUCAGAGGGAAACCAACCAAUGGAGGACAACUCAAGCCUAACAACGGAAACGGUAAAAAUGGAAGACCACACCUGACAGCUACAAGUGAUAACGAUUCCUCUUCCUCUCGUGGAACCAGCAAGGCCGUUGGUCAAAGGUUUAUCACAGGACCUGAUGGAACCAAAUGGAUAGUAGACUUGGAUCGAGGGGUUCUUAUGAACCAAGAUGGUCGAGUUCUCCAGGACUCCCAGGGCCGGCCUAAGAGAGUGGUGCUUGGAGAGGACGGGCGCACGAUUUUUGACCACAUGGGCAGUCCUCUGUUAAACCAGGAAGGUAUGGCUCUGUUUGGGCCCGGCCGAGAAAGUCGGCCAGUGGUUAAUCCUAAAGAAAAGGUCCUCAUGGUUGGAGGGAAACCUUUACGCGGCUUGGACCUUGCUCACCUCAGGACCACCACCACCACCAGUACCACUACCACCACCAUGGCUCCUACCACCACACCUGAACCUACCACCACGAACUGGAUAUACCCAACCUGUCCACCUGGAACUUUCUACAAAAAAGAUGAAUAUGGGUAUCCAGUACUGGAUGAAGAAGGAAUAUUGAACUGUUAUCCAGAAGAGGAAUCCUCAGGAAUGGAAAUGGACUACAUGCUGACAGUGACCAUGGCGCCUGAUGCUUUAGUUCUUAAGAAAGAUGAUCUUUUUGUCCAGACCACCCGGACCCCCACCACCACCACCACCACCACCACCACCCUGACCCCCGCCACCACGACAGAGAUCCCGUCUCCACAGCCAGACACCAGACCGGUCAACCACGGCCCAUCAGCUGAGCUGGACCUGAGUGGGAAGAAGCGAUUCACAGCUCCCUAUGUGAACUACAUCCAGAAGGACCCGGCUUCGCCUUGCUCCCUGACGGAGGCUCUGGAGUAUCUUCAGGUUGACGUCCUAGUAGGCCUGUUUGAGAAGGACCGCCUGGCAGCCAAUCAGAAUCAGCCUCCCAAAAACAAGCCUCAUAACCUCACUGUGGUUGCCAUGGAGGGCUGCCACUCAUUCAUCAUCCUGGACUGGAGUCGCCCACUGAUUGAUGAUAUGGUGUCAGGCUACCUGGUCUACAGUGCUUCCUAUGACGAUGUGCUCAACAAUAGAUGGGCCACUAAACCCUCCAGCGGGUCACACCUCCCUUUGGAGAAUCUCAAACCAAACUCUAGGUACUACUACAAAGUGCGGGCCAAGAACGUGUUCGGUUUGGGACCCGUCAGCGAUACGCUCACCUAUGUCACCGAAUCAGACGAUCCUCUCCUCAUUGAAAGACCACCUGGUGGAGAACCAAUCUGGAUUCCCUUUAGUUUCAAGUAUAACUCCGCCCACAGCAGCUGUAAGGGCAGCCAGUACGUCAAGCGGACGUGGUACAGGAAGUUCGUGGGUGUGGUUUUGUGUAACUCACUGCGAUACAAGAUCUUCAUGGGAGAUGGUCUUAGAGAUCCCUUUUACAGUAUAGGGGACACAUUUGGCCAGGGAGAUGACCAUUGCCAGUUUGUGGACUCCUACAGGGAUGGAAGGACAGGUCCGGCCUACCUCUCAAAUAAUCUGCCCGCGGCACAAGGAUUUUAUCGUGCCUACAGACAGCAGCCGGUUUCAUUUGGAGUUAUUGGUCGACGCACGCCCCGUCCAUUCGUGGGCUGGUAUGAGUGCGGGGUACCCAUCCCCGGGAAGUGGUAGAACAGGAGGAUUGGGAGACAUUGUUACCGCGGGCAACCCUUCUGUAUCCUGUCGCAGGCUCUUACCGGCCGUGGUCCUGCCAUUAAAAACAGACUUUUGCCUGCCACAAUGAAAUGACACCACUACGAAUUUAUAAGAGCGUCACAGAAAGAGAAUAUAGUACUUUUUAAACAACUCAAUGUAUAUCAUUACGAUGCACUUUUUUAUAUAAAGCAAUCUGUAUAUGAGGGGAAGAAAAUAAGCAUGUGUGCUUUUGCUUCAUGUAUCUCUGGCCUUAAAGUGUCCUUGUACUAUUCCCAACUAUCCCAAAGACGGGUCCUCACCCAGUGUUAUUUAUCUCAUCAAUAAUGCCUUCACACAGUCAAACCAGUGACAUUGGACCAAAGCACAAGCUGCAAAGCAAACUGUAAGAAUGGGCACUUAAGGUGUGUAUAGGUCUGUUCAUUUUCAAUCGUGAGAUUUGUAUUUCAUAAUGUAAUGGCUUCUGACAGCUACUUUGUUUGUUUAUUUGUGUUCUGAAACCAGCAUACUGUUUUUUUACAUACUUUUGUAAUGCACCAGAAUUCAUUACAAGUUACUGUGUAAGUUUUGUACGUAUACAGACAAAGAAUAAAAAGACCAAAUAUUUGCUCAGGAAUUGUGAGAGACUGAAUAAACCACAGCCAUCCAAAAACAUGAAUCAUAUCAUAUUCUCCUGCUGCCACAUUAUUUUCUCGCAAAAGCUUCCAAACGUGAACCAGAUCCCCUCAAUUAACCUAACUGUUAAAGUCUGAUGAAAUGUCAAAAACAACAUAAUGUAGACAGAACCAUGUGAGGGGGAAGAGGGAAUACUGGUUCAGUGGCAUUUUAACACACUACCCCAUAAUUGUCCACUUUUU
Molecule: messenger RNA, 6014 nt
Organism: Pseudoliparis swirei
Lineage: Eukaryota; Metazoa; Chordata; Actinopteri; Perciformes; Liparidae
Gene: fndc1
Product: fibronectin type III domain containing 1
Exons: 22
Coding region: 7-5136 (1709 amino acids)
Molecular function (GO): protein binding
Source: RefSeq, a predicted model, not a curated record